Molecule: messenger RNA, 1558 nt
Organism: Pungitius pungitius (ninespine stickleback)
Lineage: Eukaryota; Metazoa; Chordata; Actinopteri; Perciformes; Gasterosteidae
Gene: selenof
Product: selenoprotein F
Exons: 5
Cellular component (GO): endoplasmic reticulum lumen
Molecular function (GO): oxidoreductase activity
Source: RefSeq, a predicted model, not a curated record
CUGUCAGGCGUAACGAGGCCGGCCUCCAAUGAAUAAAGGGGUCCUCCGAGUAAUUUAUGCUAACAAAGCAGCAUCCAAAAUGUCGGGGGAGGUGUAUCUUCUGUGGCUUCUCUCGCUUUUACAAACGCUGUCGGCGUAUGGUGCCGAUCUGUCGUCUGAGGCAUGCAGGGAGCUGGGCUUCUCUAGCAACCUGCUGUGCAGCUCCUGCGACCUGCUCGGGGAGUUCAGCCUCACCAAGCUGCAGCCCGACUGCCGGCAGUGCUGCCAGCAGGAGGCCCAGAUGGAAGUGCGCAAGCUCUACGCUGGGGCCAUCCUUGAGGUGUGUGGAUGAAAGCUGGGGAGGUUCCCUCAAGUCCAAGCUUUUGUCAGGAGUGACAAGCCAAAGAUGUUCAAAGGUCUUCAGAUCAAGUACGUCAGAGGCUCCGAUCCGGUACUAAAGCUUUUGGACGAUAACGGGAACAUUGCUGAAGAACUCAGCAUCCUCAAGUGGAACACAGACAGCGUGGAGGAGUUCCUCAGCGAGAAAUUAGACCGGAUAUAGAAACAAUAUAAUUUUUUUUUCUAUUUUUUUUUUUUUUUAGUUAGUGUCUUUUCACCCAAAUUACAAUGCCUCUGUUUGUAUGUAGCCAUGCAAAUGUUCUGUUUUAUGUGCCCUUAAAUAUCUGCAUCCACCUUCAAGUAAAUGGGAGUUUUGUUUGUGUUGCUGGAUGCACUGAAAAAUAACAUUUAAAACUAGAACUUGUGUUGCUGUCGCUGAACCACCACAACCACUUACUGUCGACUCUCUGAGUAAUCUGAAAUGCUGAAUAAGUUUUCCCAAUGAGUCCAGCCCCACAAACACAACUCCUCUAAGCUCCAUUUUAUUUAGGCUGUGGCAGAAAUCUCAGGAGUCCGAUCUUUAAACGAUAACAAAAACUAUCUGCAUGGAUGGAGACAAUGAGGGGCUGUUUAUUUUUAUUAUUAGUACUUUAUUUGAAUGUAUUCUAACCCUUGUGUUAUUUACCAAUUUGUACCAACCUGGCCUUGAAAAUGGUUGCUAAAACACUGACGGUUUUUGUAUGGGAAAAUUUCUUGUCUGGAUUUUACCAAAUAACGUGUGGAAGACAUCAUUUCAGACACACUCUAAAUAAUCAUGAGUAAUCAUUGAUCAAAACGGGUCAAUUAGAUUAGAAAAACAAUAAUGCAAAUCAUGAGCAGUUUCGUUCCACUGCCGGUGGGAGUUUAAAAUCACCUUCUGAAGUCUGAUAUUCUUGCAUCGUGAUUUUUUUUCUUCUUUUUUUAAAUAUGUAUUGAUAUGUAUUGUGCACGACUUUGACCAACAGGAUUUGUGGUAAGAAUGUAUUCUAGUUGCUCUUCUAACGCAGACGUCUUGCUGAAGCACACGUUAGUGAAGACCUCACAGUAAACCAGUGUUGGGUUGUGAGGUCUGAUGUAAAUUUGUGUUUUUUGGUAUCUUCUGCUUUUGAAGAGAAACUGGAUUUAUUGUGGAUGCUUGAAGGUUUUUCUGUCAUUUUGUCUAAUGGAAAUGAAGUGCAUUAAACACAAAUAGUCUCUGUUA